Molecule: messenger RNA, 2289 nt
Organism: Suillus subaureus
Lineage: Eukaryota; Fungi; Basidiomycota; Agaricomycetes; Boletales; Suillaceae
Exons: 6
Coding region: 1-2289 (762 amino acids)
Biological process (GO): transmembrane transport; fungal-type cell wall biogenesis
Source: RefSeq, a predicted model, not a curated record
AUGUUCUCGCGUAUUGCCAGGUUGCGAUUCCUUUCACCCCUUCUUCUUACAUUCUCGACAUUGGCAGCUGCUAGAGAUGACUCUCUGUUCACUUCUUCCGUGACUUAUUGCUCACCACCAGAGACUCUCCUCAUUCAGCAAUUUGACAUUGCAUACUUUGCCAAGAAUCAGUCCAUAUGGUUUAACAUCUCCGCAGCAAGUGUCGAUCCCAAUGUCAGUGUGACCGCCAAUGUAAUGCUGAACGUUUAUGGAAUGCAUCCCGUGAACUUCACCAUCGAUUUAUGCUCGCUGUUCAGUGGUGCCCUGUGCCCAUUGCCGAUGUAUAACUUUACCGGUUCCGACUCUAUCCCUCUGCCAUCUUCCCUCGGUGUUGCCGGCAAGAUCCCUAGCAUCGCUUUCCAAAUUCCAGACCUUGAGGCGUAUGCACAAUUAUCCCUCACGGAAGUGAACACUGGAGUCCUUAAGGCUUGUGUUCAAGCAACCCUUUCUAACGGCUGGUCAGCACAUCAAGUAGCUGUGGAAUGGGCAACUGGUGCACUCGCACUACUUGCUCUUCUCUCUGCGGUUUUCUACUCGUUUACGCCAGACACCCUGGCGCCCUUCCGUCUUUUCGAUCUUCUCUACCUAUAUCAAUGGACUGCAUCAACAGCACUCCUGGAUCUUAAUUAUUCCUCAGUCUAUCAGGCAUUUACAACCAACUUUGCAUGGGCGAUGGGUUUAUUCUCCGCGUCCGCGACCUCUUCCAUUCAGAUUUCCAUCAACAACAUGCGUCACCUCACUGGAGGCAAUAUGGCCGAUUCCACUGGAGGUUCUGCAGUCGCUCUCGUGAACCGCAAACUUAGUCCAUACAAUGCCAUAGCUUCGUCAACUUCUCUUGCCUCUUCCAGUCAAUACGCGGGCAUCGGCAUAGAGAACCUUUGGGCGUCUUCCAAUAUGACUUCUGCCAAUUAUAUGUCGGACAUCUCGGUCGCCUCUGUUCAAGAACUAUCAACCUCUGGCGAUGUACAGCUUGUGACAUCGUUAUCCACGAAUGUUCUCCAGGCUGGUGUACCUAUCUAUGUCAACUCUGUUGGCAUCGCCACGGCUAACUCUUUCAUGACUGUCUUCCUGGUCGUCUUGAUGAUCGCCGCGAUAUUGCUUGCGGUCCUUGCCGUCGGUCAUUGCGUCCUUGCUGCAACAUCUUUGUAUGGACAACGGACAGAAAGGUACAUUGCUAAUUGGCGUUAUCGAUAUCUUUCAUUUGCUCGCGCCUGGCUGCUGCGCAUUUGCCUGAUCGUAUUUACUCCAGUGGCAAUAUUUGCGCUCUAUCAGUGGACGCUCAAGGAUUCAUGGCUGUCUAUCUUCCUCUCAGUGAUUUUAUUCCUUGCAGUGGUUGGCUACAUCCUGCAUUCUAUUGUCCGCGUACAUCGCCUGGCCCUUCGUUCAACGCCCUCUGAGCUGUAUACGCAACCCGAUCUCAUAGCUUCUCAUGGUCCUCUGUAUGCCAUAUACCGCUCGGAGCGAUUUUACUGCCACUACUCCCUUGCUCUCUUUAUCGCGUUUUCUCAUGCCAACGGUGUCGUGCAAAUUGUCGCAAUCCUCGUUAUAGAAUGCAUGGUCCUUGCCUCUCUAUUAGCCCUUCGGCCACACAAAUCAAGGGGUGCUGAUGUCCUCGCAACCUACCUGGCGAUUACCAGAGUAGUUUGCACUGGCCUCAUGAUCGCAUUUUUGGAGAGCUUAAACCUAGGGGCAAUACCUCGGGUUGUGAUCGGCAUUGUGAUAGCUGUUAUCAUUUCGGUUGCUGUCAUCGUCAUGUUUAUCAACACGCUUGUGAACAUGGGGAUCAUGAGACUUGUCCCGCCACGUUAUAGACGGCGCCCGGGUGCCACGGCCAGUGGUUUGGAUGCGGAGAAGGGCGCUGGGAAUGAUGAGAAAGACUGGCGGCCGCGGAAUCCUACGCCAGAGCGGAACAUUCCCCUGGAUCCUGAUGUCAAUCAACCAUAUCCUGACAGUCCUUCCCAGACUUUGACGGACCAUCAGAGUCUCUAUUCAGAAGAGUCGGGGUCAACGACGCUAGGAUCACUGCUGCCACGGCGGUGGUCGAUCCAACAAUCUCAACGCUCAAAUCACUCGCGGUCCAACUCUCAAUCACAGUACUCGUCGAGUCAAUCAAAUUAUUCACCCUCUCAGUCCAAUUAUAUGUCAAAUGUGUCAUCACCACGGCAGUCCGUGCCGCCUUCGCCGCUACGCACACAAACACCAUCACAUAGCAGACAGCCCACUAUAGACGAGCGCCCUCCAUUUCCAUAG